Leguminivora glycinivorella is the source of this 714-nucleotide messenger RNA. Its product is annotated as gustatory receptor for sugar taste 64f-like. The record is from RefSeq and is a predicted model, not a curated record. The coding region runs from base 16 to 714 and encodes 232 amino acids. Gene Ontology annotation, cellular component: membrane. Gene Ontology annotation, molecular function: taste receptor activity. Lineage: Eukaryota; Metazoa; Arthropoda; Insecta; Lepidoptera; Tortricidae. Gene Ontology annotation, biological process: detection of chemical stimulus involved in sensory perception of taste; sensory perception of chemical stimulus. The transcript is spliced from 6 exons.
UACUUUAAGUUCAGAAUGCCAUAUAUUUACGACCAUGUUACAUAUACAAGGUGGAAGGCGAUAUUACUAGAGAUUGCUAACUUUCAGGCAACUUUUCUAUGGAAUUUUACUGAUAUAUUUAUAAUGGCAUUUAGUAUUUACCUUACAUCUUACUGUAAUGCUUUAUAUGACCAUAUUAACAAAUACAUCAAGGAAGGAAAAGAAUCCGGCUCUUGGAGCAAUUUACGAAAUCGAUAUUGUCAUUUGAUGGCACUUGUUGAAAUUGUAGAUUCAAAGAUAAGUCGUUUCGUGUUGCUGGCAUUCUUCAUCGAUAUAUUUUUUAUAUGUCUACAGCUCUUCAACACGCUUAAAGCUCUCAACGGCGUCGCACAUUCAGUUUAUUAUUCAUUUUCUUUUCUAUUUUUGAUCCUGAGGGCCAUGCUUAUGUCACUGUUAGCAGCCGAAGUGCACGCAGCGGCUCGGAAGCCGGUAAUUGUUUUGAGAAAUGUACAAUCUUCUGUAUAUAAUGUAGAGAUUCAACGCAUGCUACAUCAAAUGACAUACAGAAAGCUUGCGCUCAGCGGAUUUUUUUUUUAUAUUACAAGAAAUAUGAUCUUAAAGGUGGCUGCUGCGAUAGUGACAUACGAAUUAGUUUUGUUGCAAUUUGGCAAAGGCAAUGGAAAACGUUCGUCAAAACUUGAUGAUGGUGUAGUGGAAAACAGCAAAGAUUUUUAA